GGGGAAUCUCAGUCGACCAUCAGCUGCUCAGACAAACAGUUGAGUCGGAGUAACGAACGACGCUGAAAAGGCGAAAGAUUUCAUCAAAUUUCUCGUAAAAUCCUACCAUUGCGAAGUGGAAUUGUAUUGGAGUAUAGUAAGAGAGACUGCAGAGUCAUGUUUCGUGUGAAUUACGACGAAAAUGCAGAGGUUCCAACGGGACUUCUGCCAGGAAAAGGCGGCAUUCAGAGGUCGGAGAAAAAGAAGAAGAACGCUCUGGGAGAUGUCAAGAACACAAUACACCACACUCCGAUGGGAGCAGCGCCAAAGACACCCUAUCAUGGACAUGUGAAGUCUAUCGUCAAGACUCCUGUGAAUGAAUUGCACAAUCCCACCGGCAGCGUCGUCAAGAAGUCCUCCUUCGUGACGCCUGGCAUUCCCAUGAGGAAGAGUGCGAAGAGGUCCACAAAGAAGAGCGUUCGAAUGGCACCCGAGAUGAUCUACAAUGACUUCCCGGAGAGUGUGUACAAGGAGGAUGAGCGAUCACUGAGGAGCAUCUGGGCAGACAACUGUCUGACAGACUGUGACAUCUCUGAAAUCAUCCAGAACACACUCAGCUUUGAUCCCGAAGAGGAGAAGCCACCAAAGUGUCACCUCUACGAGAUGGACGAGCUCAGAAUGCCUCCGCCGUCUCCGGUCGACGAUUCAGGCUUCACCUUCGAGACACCGCCGAUGCUCCCGCUCUUUGAUCUGGACUUUGAGAUGUCCCACCUCGAGCUGAACUGAAAACCAACUGCCUUCCGUUAUAUCAUUUAUUACUUGUUUCAUAAUACAGAUAACAUCAAUACUUGAAUUACCAUUUGAUUUAUAUGAUUCAAUAAAUUUCUAAGUAAAAUGAAA
Messenger RNA from Phlebotomus argentipes, 879 nucleotides. RefSeq lists its product as uncharacterized. The record is from RefSeq and is a predicted model, not a curated record. The transcript is spliced from 2 exons. The coding region runs from base 157 to 765 and encodes 202 amino acids. NCBI's taxonomy places the organism in Eukaryota, Metazoa, Arthropoda, Insecta, Diptera, Psychodidae.